AUGCGGGUGCCCAGAACGCGUGCAGGGAGUGGCGAAGGAGCAGUGGAAACGGAGCGUGUGCUGACGCCGCUCACAAACAGCAGCGAGCUGCUGCUGCCCAACUUCUCGUCGGUGGAGAGCCUCAACUCUGGCCUGACGCGCACCACGCCCACCCUGACGCCCACCACGCUGCGCAACAUUGAGGAGACGUUCAUGGCGUUCGACGGCGGCCUGGUGGCGCCGCCGGUGUCCCACCAGCACCAGGCCGGAUUUGGCCACCACCGCGGCGGCCGCCGACCCAAGGAGGACGACGAACUGUCGCCCGAGGAGGAGCAGCGGCGCCGCGUGCGCCGCGAGCGCAACAAGCAGGCGGCGGCACGGUGCCGGCGGCGCCGGCUCGACCUCACCAACACGCUGCAGAUGGAGACUGAGGAGCUGGAGGAUGAGCGCUCUAGCCUCGAGCGCCAGAUCCAGAUGCUGACCGCCCAAAAAGAGGAGCUCAACUUCCUGCUGGAGGCGCACCGGCCCUGCUGCAAGCUCGGCAGGGACAAGGAGAACGCGCCCAAGCGGCGUGUCAUCGUCAAACAGGAGGCGGCCAAGGCGGCGCGCGCCGAGCCGUCGGAGCCGGAGCGGCCGGUGGCGGCUGGCCCGGCUGGCCCGGCGGCCAAGGUGCCGCGGCCUACCACGCUGUCGGUGGCCGGCUUCGCCACUGCCACAAGCAUGCACAAGGAGGUGGCGCUCAGCACGCCCUCCCAGGGCCUGGCGCUCAACUUUGACUCGCUGCUGCAGGGCGGCACUGGUCUGACGCCGGUCGGAGGCGCCGCCCUGCCCGCCCUGAUGCCGCUACCAUCUGGAUCGCUGGCCACGCCGGUGGUGUCUCAGCCAGAGCGGCGUGCCGACAUGCUCAGCCCGGAGACGGGCAAGGAGCUGGUCUCGCUGUGA
Amphibalanus amphitrite is the source of this 921-nucleotide messenger RNA. RefSeq names its product fos-related antigen 1-like. The transcript is spliced from 2 exons. Bases 1 to 921 code for a protein of 306 amino acids. The record is from RefSeq and is a predicted model, not a curated record. Gene Ontology annotation, molecular function: DNA-binding transcription factor activity, RNA polymerase II-specific; RNA polymerase II cis-regulatory region sequence-specific DNA binding. Gene Ontology annotation, cellular component: nucleus. Gene Ontology annotation, biological process: regulation of transcription by RNA polymerase II. NCBI's taxonomy places the organism in Eukaryota, Metazoa, Arthropoda, Thecostraca, Balanomorpha, Balanidae.